ACAUACCGUAGGAUAAUUAUCUGUGAACCCUGAAUUUCUGAAAGAAAGAAAUACAUCUUUCUUCUAUUUUUGUGCCUAUCGGCGGCAUGGAUUUUUUCCGGAUUACCGGUAUUAGCUCUGCAAACAGGCAACUCAAAAUGGCAGCCUCCAUGAUCACACGAAUUUCCUGCAAGUGUCCUAACAUUUUACAAAUAAUUGCAAGUAGAACGGCAUUUCCUGUCCAAACGCAUGUACGUCACCAUGCCCGGUGGUUGAGACCAUUCCUUUUUGCAUUGAAUGGGCAGUUGAAGUAUCUCAAGAUGAAGUAUGGUGAAGAUCCUGCUAAACCUAGAUCUCAUCAAGACAACUGGGACUAUAACAGUGAGAUCUAUGCUUUCUGUCAGCGCUUUGGGGAGGAGUUCAAUAGUGAGACUGUUAGAACGGCAUUUACUCAUAAAAGUUAUGUGGAGAAGGAAGAGAAGAAUAGACGAGAAAUGGGACUGUUAGAUCAAGAUGCAAAGCUACAGCUUGAUGAUAAUACACAACUUGCAAAUGCAGGAUAUCAGUUUUCAUCAGAUUACAUAGCAGGAUUCCUCAGACAAGCUCUCCCUAAAGUACCUGAACAAGGCCAUAGGGCAAUCAAUCAGUAUCUAAUGAGCGGAGAAGUGCUGUCAUAUGUUGCCUCUAACCUCGGUUUGCGUGAUCUUAUAUUAUGUGCUGAUUUUCCCGUCCCAUCAGAUGUAAUGGAAUCUACCUUCAUGGCAAUCAUUGGUGGCCUCCUUGAAGAUCAGGGCAUGGACAGGGCUGGUCUAUUUGUACGUGAUUUCAUCAUUACUCAGUUAAUGGACAAGGACCUAUGUGAUAUCUGGCACAUAGACAACCCGGUGAGUCUCCUGGCACAGGUCCUAGUAGAUCAACAGAGAGAGGAACCAGAAGCAAGAUUGUUACGUGAAGCAGGAAAGAACACAUUCACUCCUCUGUACAUGGUUGGAAUGUACAGUGAAAAGAAACUUCUUGGAUGGGCACCUGGUGAGUCCAUCACUGUAGCAGAAGAUGAAGCUGCUCGGGUUGCUCUCAGGAACCUCUUUGACAUCCCAGAGAAUAGACCACCCCUCCCUUUAGGCAACACCAUUAGAGAACGGAUGUUACAUCAAAGCAUUGUCAAGGAGACGGAGCAAGGGGAGAGACACCAGAGUCAGAUUGCAGCCAGCUGAUAACAAAAGAAUAGUGUCUUAUGAACUCUUCUUUUUUUCAGUCUGAUCAUUGGAAACACACCUUCAUUGGUUGAUGUGUUUUUGUGAUCCAGGUUGGUCAUAAUUCUGGAUUUAUGAUUUAUCCGAUGAUGAUCAUUCUUUAGUCAUCAUUCUUCAUGAUAAAAUAGGUGUAUUAUUUAAGCAUCUCUAUUGGUUUAAAGAAGUCUCUAGACAUUCAAUUUUAUUUGCGUGUCGCACUGCAGUUGAAAAAAGACCACCUAACAUUGAGCAUUAAUUGUACGCUGCAGCAGACAAGUGCUAUCGUGACAGGCUAGGAGUACACCAAAAGAACUUUCAAAGACUUGUGUUUUGUAUUUUCCUAUUUCGUAACAAAUGUCACAUUACUUUGUCUGUGAAAAUGUGGAUACAAUGAAAAUUCUUUUCUUCAGAUGGUGAAUGCUGGGCACUCACCUCAUGAUGGCCCAUGCACAGUGCAGCACCUAUACAAAGAAACCUUACAUGCACUGUAUUUUCCACUUGCACACUUCAUUUCCUGGAGGAAAGAUGCAGAAAACAAAAGUCAAUGUCCAAAAUCAAGAUUUUCUCCCAAUGAUCCCUCCCAUAAGUCCAAGAUGCUGGAGAGUAUAUCUCUAGAGAAUCACACUUUAUAGUCAUCAGAGAUUUUGUAUCUCGUGAAUAAUUAUCUUUCCCAAUUUUUGCUUGUCAAAAAUAGCCAUAUUGUAUUAUCAUCCUCUAUUUCGUUCUAGGUCCAUUUUUUCUUAUGUUUAAUUUGUUCUGUAAUCACUUAGUUUUACAUGGAUCCUAUUGAUUGUAGAUCAUAUUGGUCUGAAAUCCUAUAAUUCCUUGAUCCUAUUGGUCCUAGAUAUUAUCGAUCAUACAUCCCCAAUUUUGAUUGAACCCAUUGUUCUGAGGGUCCUCUUGUUGGUCAAAGUUCUCUAUUUGCAUGUGGCAUUUCACAUUAUGUUAGAAACUUGAACUUCCAAAAGACUUCUGAUAUGUCUGAAGUCUCCUAUCUCAAUUUUAUAAUCUAUCGGGCCAAAACAUAUUUGAUCUAUUUUUGUAUAUGAUUAUAUAUUUCAUAUAUUAAAUAUAACCUUUAUUUUUUGGUUAAUCCCCCAAAAGUGCAUGUCACUUUUCAGAUUCAUUACUAGAUUAUAGAAAUGUAUAUGCCCUAAAUGGUGUGAAGGAUAAGAAAUACAAAAUAUUUUGUUGGACAGAAUACAACUUUACCAAAGCUUUAGAUUGGCUUUAAUGAGUAAACAUAAAAUAAAUGAUUGGCCUAACAUUUGAAUUAUUUUUAAUUUAUAUAAUAUUAUAACACCAGUUCAUACCAAAGAUAGAUAGUCCCCUAUAAAGGAGAUGGUAAAAGUCCAUGUCAUUGAUUGACCCUUUAAGUAUGUUUUUUUUAAUCACAACGGUCAAUAUGCAGCUCAUUGUACAAUCAAGGAGCUUAUUACAAUGCCAUUAUUGUUCACAUGAAAAAUUGAUGUCAGAUAUGUGUUCAUUAGCUUUAUUAAAAGCUUUUAGCCAACCCUUGGAAGAUGAUGCAGUUUAGUAAGAACUUCAGAGAUUUAUAUUUCUCCGACUUAUUACCCCACCAAACAAAGUUUUAAAAGGGAUGUAUACAUUAUGAAUCAGUGUAAUGUUGUGUGGAUGGUCAUUUGGUCAGGGGGUCAGACAACCUUGCAGAUCAAACUAUUUCCUCAGUUGUCACCCAAUGCUCAUAAGACUUGUCACACACAUUUGUCUUUGAAUGAAGACGUGCAAAAUGCAAAUGUGUUCGGUACUAUAUUGCCAUUAUAACACAAUAUCAUUAUGACAAUUAUGAUAACAAAUCAGGAAAAUUUUAAUUUCCUCAAAAAUGUUCCUCACAUGAGGCUGACUACCAACCUUAUCGAUAGUGGAAUAACUGUUAAAAUAGUGUUAAUUUGGUAUAUAAAAAACUGUGGGCUUUUUGUGUUAAAGUAAAAUAAAAAGUAGUAAUUUGGAGGUGUGUGGAGAAGGAGAUGAUGGUCAGUAGCUGGGAACAAUAGAUAGGUUACUGUCAUGAAUAGCGGACAAAGCAUAAAACGGCUUCUGGUGGGUGGUUCAUAUUAGAAGCUGUUCGCAAGUUACAUAUGACUUUACCUAAGACUGGUUAUCCUUUCGUAGGAGCUUAAUCAACACCAGUGAAAUUUUGGUGCACAUAAUUCACCACAAAAUAAGAUGCCCAGUCGUUUGUAAAGCCUUAAGAAAUACCUACCAGGGCAAGAUCCUGGUGGAUCAACUAAUGACAGAAUGUGACUAUUGUGACUACUAAUCCAGGCUGCUAUCGACCACAUUCUACAACUUUUAUACGGCCAUUCCUACACGUAAAGGACAGAUGACAACAAAAGCAUGGAAGGAUUAUUUGAUAUCAAAACCUCUACUUUUUCCAUACUGUACCACACAAAGCCCACAGAUUUUUGUAUACCAAAUAGACACUUUUUAAACAGUUAUACCACAAUGAAUAAGGAGUGUAUAGGUCAGCUGGUCAUUGGGGGUAUCGAUAAACCUUAGUGAUACCUUGUGAUACUAAUUGCUAUAAGAGUUUAAAUUUGAAGCUCUUAAAUCAUUUUGAUAUCUGGAAAUUUUCUUUUUUAUCCCAAAUAAAACUUACAGAGGUUUGUCAAGGAGUGCCCACAACUAUGAUUACUGAAAUUGUAAUGACCAUUGUAAAGUGUUUGUAAGUUAUUUUUUGAAGAAUAGUUACACUUACUUAGUGUGGUAUUAUCCAUCAGUCUACAAUAAAAUGCAUUUUUUUUUAUAUGCUUCAUAUUGUGUGCAUACAUGCAUAUAUUUGAAGAAUAUAUUUGUAAAUUUAAA
This is a messenger RNA of Lytechinus pictus (painted urchin), 4037 nucleotides long. Its product is annotated as large ribosomal subunit protein mL44-like. Gene Ontology annotation, molecular function: double-stranded RNA binding; ribonuclease III activity. Gene Ontology annotation, cellular component: microprocessor complex; mitochondrial large ribosomal subunit; nucleus. Lineage: Eukaryota; Metazoa; Echinodermata; Echinoidea; Temnopleuroida; Toxopneustidae. The transcript is spliced from 9 exons. Gene Ontology annotation, biological process: RNA processing; mitochondrial translational elongation. The coding region runs from base 87 to 1193 and encodes 368 amino acids. The record is from RefSeq and is a predicted model, not a curated record.